Molecule: messenger RNA, 3429 nt
Organism: Meriones unguiculatus (Mongolian gerbil)
Lineage: Eukaryota; Metazoa; Chordata; Mammalia; Rodentia; Muridae
Gene: Fads1
Product: fatty acid desaturase 1
Exons: 12
Coding region: 131-1474 (447 amino acids)
Biological process (GO): lipid metabolic process
Cellular component (GO): membrane
Molecular function (GO): oxidoreductase activity, acting on paired donors, with oxidation of a pair of donors resulting in the reduction of molecular oxygen to two molecules of water
Source: RefSeq, a predicted model, not a curated record
CGCGGACGGCGGCCUCCGGGCGCGCGCUCGCCGCAGUCCGACGCUCCCCUGGUUUGCGAGGCCGGCGUGCGCUGCCCCGAGGCCCCGAGCGCGCGCCUCUCCGGCUCCGGAUUCCCUGGCCAGGACAGCUAUGGCUCCCGACCCGGUGCCGACCCCGGUCCCGGCCUCCGCUCAGCUGCACCAAACGCGCUACUUUACUUGGGAGGAGGUGGCGCAGCGCUCCGGGAGGGAGAAGGAGCGAUGGCUCGUGAUCGACCGGAAGGUGUACAACAUCAGCGACUUCACCCGCCGCCACCCUGGUGGCUCCCGGGUCAUCAGCCACUACGCCGGUCAGGAUGCUACGGAUCCUUUCGUGGCAUUCCACAUCGAUAAGGGCCUUGUGAGAAAGUAUAUGAACUCUCUUCUGAUUGGAGAGCUGGCUCCGGAGCAGCCCAGCUUUGAACCCACCAAGAACAAAGCACUAACCGACGAAUUCCGGGAGCUGCGGGCCACAGUGGAGCGCAUGGGCCUCAUGAAGGCCAACCACCUCUUCUUCCUGUUCUACCUGCUCCACAUCCUGCUGCUGGAUGUGGCUGCCUGGCUCACUCUUUGGAUCUUUGGAACAUCCACGGUGCCCUUCAUCCUCUGUGCAGUGCUACUCAGUACAGUUCAGGCCCAGGCAGGUUGGCUACAGCAUGACUUUGGGCACCUGUCAGUCUUCGGCACCUCCACAUGGAACCACCUGCUACAUCAUUUCGUGAUUGGCCACCUGAAGGGGGCUCCUGCCAGCUGGUGGAACCACAUGCACUUCCAGCACCACGCCAAGCCCAACUGCUUCCGCAAGGACCCCGAUAUCAACAUGCAUCCCCUCUUCUUUGCCUUGGGGAAGGUCCUCUCUGUGGAGCUUGGGAAACAAAAGAAGAAACACAUGCCAUACAACCAUCAGCACAAGUACUUCUUCCUGAUUGGACCCCCAGCCUUGUUGCCUCUUUACUUCCAGUGGUAUAUUUUCUAUUUUGUUUUUCAGCGGAAGAAAUGGGUGGACUUGGCCUGGAUGCUCAGCUUCUAUGUCCGUGUCUUCUUCACUUACGUGCCCCUGCUGGGGCUGAAAGGCUUCCUGGGUCUUUUCUUCAUUGUCAGGUUCCUAGAGAGCAACUGGUUUGUGUGGGUGACUCAGAUGAACCAUAUCCCCAUGCACAUCGAUCAUGACCGGAAUGUGGACUGGGUCUCCACCCAGCUGCAGGCAACCUGCAAUGUUCACCAAUCAAUCUUCAACGACUGGUUCAGUGGCCACCUCAAUUUCCAGAUCGAACACCACCUCUUCCCCACCAUGCCCCGACACAACUAUCACAAAGUGGCACCCCUGGUGCGAUCCCUGUGCGCCAAGUACGGCAUCAAGUAUGAGUCCAAGCCCCUCUUCUCAGCCUUCGCCGAUAUUGUUUAUUCAUUGAAGGAGUCUGGGCAGCUCUGGCUGGAUGCCUACCUUCACCAAUAGCGGCAGCCGUCCUCCAUCUGGGGGAGAAAGAGGACAACUGGAGCCAAAGCGAGGGAGUCUGAGGGACAAUGCCACUACGAAUCUGAUGUUUAAAGGGUUAGGAGGCAUAGAUCUUUGUGCUCACUCCUGCCCGUUUUGCUUUCUAGGUACUGAAUUUGAGGGAGGGGAGAACUGUUGGGGUAGGGAUAAAAAGCUAUUGUUUUUUUUCUACUUUGGCAGAGGCAAAUGGUUGGGACCUAUGAAACCCAGCAUAAAGUAGGAACCCUGCACUAGAUAUUUAUUCCCCUCUUGUAAAGUGUGAGCCCGUCUCACUGAGCUAUGUGUCUCUUCACCCUCCUUGUUGGUCUGAGAGGGUCAGGAUGACCCUUUUGAACGAGAUUUAGAAAGGGGCAUUCAUGCAUAGAAUCCUGAGGCCUGGCACAGCUCCCUGCCCAGGAGCUUAGCUUGCUGCUGAGGGCUGGGUGUGCCCAUGUCUGCCUCUGGUUGCUGGAGAAGCUGUUUUUUAGUUUCAGAAGCAGGCAGGGCAAAGGUUAGGAUUGUGGUUUGGGAGGCAUUUGGCUCUGGAUGAUCCUGGCACACAUAAUUCUUGUCUCCAUCUAGGUUCCAGAGAGAACAUUAGAUCCUAGCUCUUGACAAAAUGGAUGGCAGAGUUACUGGUCUUUAAAACGCUUCUAAUCAGUCCCCAAGGAAUACACAAGCAAGGAAUAAGGUCUUUCCUUCUACUGAAUAAUUAGGUUCCUAUAGUUUCCUUUUGUGUCCCAGCCUGUAAUUCUAAGUUCAACAAAACACUCAUCAACAGUGACUGGGGUUUCUGUUAGUGUCAGGGCUCUGCGCAGCUGCAGGGUCCCUGAUCCCUAUGUCAUGUUCCAGCAUUAUAUAGCACAGUUUCAUAUCACAAACAGGAAGGUUAGUAACUGAGGUCUGUGAAUGUCACUGCUGCAGCAAGGCAGCUCCUCUACUUGUUCAAGUGUCUUAUUCUACUGGCAGCCAGAUAGGGAUUUAGGAUAACUUCUGACAAAGUAUGACAGUCUAAUAAAUAGGGUUUUGUAAUCUUCUGGUUUGUAAAAGAUAAGAACGGUCUAACUCGCCCUUCUAAAGAACAUAGGAACAUACCUGGAGAGUCCUAGCCUGCCCAUCCACUUUCAUGCUCUCGUUCCCUAAACCCACGGGCAUUAGUCUGUUGCUUGCUCAACAUAUUCUCCUUAAUGCAUACCGACCAUCUAUCCGUCUGGAAUUUGAGAGCCUCAAGCCAGAAGGCGAAGUACAGUGCAUGUUUGUGGAGAAAUGGCAAGUGGUCCAGAUGAAGGUGUUGACGGAUGCUGGGGUAUGGUAUAGAGAGAGGCAGGGUUCCUAGAGUUUUCCAGGAUAAUGCUCAGAGACGGCAGGUUGCAGAAGAGUUCACAUAUUUUCCAGCGAUUGGUGUGUUGGCUCCUUCCCUCAAGAAUAGGUGCUGAUCCCUCCCCAUGCCCGUUCCCUAACUCCUGGGAUAAGGGUGUGGCACCACUAGUCUGUCUAGCUCACUGGCUUUGAGCCUUCAGCUGCCAGUCUGAGCAAAUACCAGUGAUCUCUGUUGUACCAAGACCAGGGCUUCAGAGCAUCUGAACCAUUGUGGCCUUCCCAACUCAGCCUUCACUGUGGCUUUUGCAUAGCCACAGGAGACAUCAAGUGACAAGACUCAGAAUGUUACAGUGGUAAAGUAAGGUAUCUCAGUCCACUGACAGAUAAAACAGGGUUAGAGGAAAAGUCACCUCUGCUCAUGUAGAUAGUGGCAGAACAUCUGAAUUUAACCUUGUUAAAACUCUAGCUUCCAUGUCUAUCUUUAUUGCCUUCAUCUUUCUACUUCCUGGCCUAAGGCAUUUCCUUUCAUCCGGCCUAACGUCAGUAUCUGUGUGUGCCAAUGUCGUUACCACAUCCUGAUGAAGCUGAAAAAUAAAAAUUAAUUUGGACCAAAAGAA